Neoarthrinium moseri is the source of this 312-nucleotide messenger RNA. RefSeq lists its product as uncharacterized. Bases 1 to 312 code for a protein of 103 amino acids. NCBI's taxonomy places the organism in Eukaryota, Fungi, Ascomycota, Sordariomycetes, Amphisphaeriales, Apiosporaceae. Gene Ontology annotation, biological process: mitochondrial respiratory chain complex I assembly. The transcript has 3 exons. The record is from RefSeq and is a predicted model, not a curated record.
AUGGCCUCCGGAUAUGGUCUGCACGGAGGUCCCGGCCGGUGCUUUCCCUUCUGGCAAGAAGUCCUCUCCUGCUACGUCGUCAACACAUCUGCCGAGGAUGACUCGGGGAAGAAGAAGUGCGCGCCCAUCCUAGAGGACUACUACGAGUGCCUGCACCACAAGAAGGAGGCUGCCAGAACCAGAGCUUUGCAAGCCGCCUACCGAAAGGCAGAGGCUUCGUCGGGACGAGAGAACGCACCGACCGCCGGGCAAAUAAGAAAUUUGGGGCUGCUAGACAAGGACGACGACACCAAAAAGGUCCUGGGAAACUGA